This is a messenger RNA of Rhinolophus ferrumequinum (greater horseshoe bat), 3101 nucleotides long. It is a transcript of the gene PHETA1, whose product is annotated as PH domain containing endocytic trafficking adaptor 1. The coding region runs from base 381 to 1046 and encodes 221 amino acids. The transcript is spliced from 3 exons. Gene Ontology annotation, biological process: endosome organization; receptor recycling; retrograde transport, endosome to Golgi. Gene Ontology annotation, cellular component: recycling endosome; early endosome; trans-Golgi network. Lineage: Eukaryota; Metazoa; Chordata; Mammalia; Chiroptera; Rhinolophidae. The record is from RefSeq and is a predicted model, not a curated record.
UGCGCCCGGGGGGUCCCUGGCUGUCCCGCUGCCUCCGCCUCCUUUCGUCCGAGCCGCGCUCUCUCGCGGCUGCGCCGGCUCGGCCGCCCGGGAGACAAAGCGCCGACGCCGUCACCGUCGCCGCCACCGAGCGGGUCCUGGGCCAUGGCCAGGCCGCCCGCCGGCCCUGCGCCUCCCAUUCCGUCGCCGCCACUGCCGCCCUAGGCCUCGCUGCGAGAUGUGGAAAUAGAGGCCCAAAGAGGCUUAAAGCGUGCCUGAGAUCACACAUCCUCGACACUACAGAGCUGAUAUUUGAACCCAGAGAACAGCACACCGAAAGCAGAUUGGGCUGAGGGCAGGGAGCGCCCCCCCACCCCCCUGCAGGCCGCCGCCUCACCGUCAUGAAGCUGAAUGAGCGCAGCCUGGCCUUCUACGCCACCUGCGACGCGCCGGUGGACAACGCCGGCUUCCUGUACAAGAAGGGCGGCCGGCACGCGGCCUACCACCGGCGCUGGUUCGUGCUGCGCGGCAACAUGCUCUUCUACUUCGAGGACCCGGCCAGCCGGGAGCCUGUGGGCGUCAUCAUCCUGGAGGGCUGCACGGUGGAGCUGGUGGAGGCCGCGGAGGAGUUCGCCUUCGCCGUGCGCUUCGCGGGGGCCCGGGCCCGAACCUACGUGCUGGCCGCCGAGAGCCAGGCCGCCAUGGAGGGCUGGGUGAAGGCUCUGUCGCGGGCCAGCUUCGACUACCUGCGGCUGGUGGUGCGAGAGCUGGAGCAGCAGCUGGCCGCCAUGCGGGCAGGGGGCGGCCCCCCCGCGCCACGCCGGCCCCGCGCCCUGCCCCCCAAGGAGAACGGCUGUGCCGUCUGGAGCACCGAACUACCCGCCGCCCCCAUUGGCACCUCAACCGGCCCGUGGCCUGGUCCUGAGCCCCCGCCACUGCCACCCCGCCGGCGCUCAGUGCCCAACGGGCCUCUGGACUCAGCCUCCUUCGCCCAGCUGCACGAGUGGUACGGGCAGGAGGUCAGGGCCCUGAGGAGUCUGUGGCUCAGGAACCGGGCCCAGCCCUGAAGUGAUGGUGAGGGCCCGUCCUGAAGGGGAGCGUCAAAGUCACAGCCAGCCCUGAGGUCACCAGGCGUCCUGAUUCUGGAGGGACUCGAGUCCCAAGGGCUGCUCUGACAGGCCCAGCCCUGACAGACUGGGGGACCUGGUCCCGAGGGAAAUCAUACUCAAGUCUUGAGGGAAAUUGUGGUCCCUGUGUGGCCUCCUUUCAGGGGACUCAAGCUCUGAGAAGAUGCUGGACUCUGAGGGAUACUUUAGGACUUGUGUGACUCAGAGAAGGCCAUUGCCUGAUUCUAAGGAGAAUCCUGGGCCUGGCUGAGCCUCAAGAAGCCUGAGAGCUGGUUUCAAAGAAACUGUAACCCCAGUCCUGGUCCGUUUACCCAGCAAAGGCCUGUUGCUGGCAACAGGUCCUGGCUGCUGUGACUAGGACCUGACGAGGACCUGCGGCCUGAAGACAAAUGUCCCAUCAGCCCUGGUCCUGGUCUCAGCAUGGACAGAGAGAAGGCUCGGCUGUGCCACACACCUGGGUCUGACCUCCUUUUGCUCCAGGGCCUUCCAGAGAAGCUGGCUUGGCUCCAGGCUGCCUGCCUGCCUCCAGAAGCAGCAGGUGCAAAAGGCAGGCAGGUUUUAAUGCGUAACCGGUAUGGUGAGAUUGCCUGGUCCCGACCACUGCUAGCCUGGAGUGGGGCCCAGGCAAGACUUUGCCCUGGGCCUCACCCGGGCCUUGAGGUGGUGCUCCUGGCGCAGUAGUGGCCUCUGGCCUUGGGCCGUGUCUGUGUUCCUGUAGUGGCUCUCAUGUGCUCUCCUGACAGUUCUUAACUACAUCCUUCAGUCUCCUUCUCCCAGAGCCAGCUCUUCUGCCCCCAGACUGGGGUGGGGCCUCUUAGGAGCUCACCUGACCUGGUCCAGUCUGGCUGGGCAGCCAUGGCGUGCGCUGACUUUCCAGUAGGUUCCACUAGGGAGGGGUGGCCACGAGCUGACUCACCACCCAGAAAGGGCCCAGGUGCUGAUCCAGUAGGGGGCAAAGAAACAGUUACAAAGCUGUGUUUGGCUUCUGGAAGCCCCUCCCUCCAUCACAGCCCAGCCCCCCUCACCCCCCAAUAUUCCAAUGGGGAGGCUGACUGCUGUUUCAUUAUUCUCACCACAGAGGCUGUUCUUCACAGGAGAAUCUCUGAGGUUGGGACACCCCUGGCCCUCAAGCUGGGUCAUGUUUACAGUCCUCAGUGCCCUACACUGGGGACCCUCUGAGGAUACCUCCUUCCAACCUUUAUUCCCCAGAGGGUUUCUCUUGGUGACAGACAGACUUGGUCCCGAGGCCCCUUCCUGCUGUCUUUAGAGACUCUGGGGCUUGGGGAAGAAUGGGGGGCUGUCUGUGUGUCUUCAAUCACCAGCUCACUGCUGGCUCAGUUGACUGGGCUUCCAUUUUAAUUUAAUUUUUAAUACUUUGGUGGUUUUUUUCUAGCAACAAAGCUUGGUAUUGUCACUCCUUGUUUCUUGUUGGCUGGUAGUAAGGGACGGGGUGCCCGGCUCUUGGCUUGGCUGGGGUGGGGGGUGAGAGGGGACCGUUGGCACUGCCCCCAGGGAGAGGGCCAGGAACCUUGGCUGGAAACAAAGCCACCUCAAGAAUCUCACCUGGUUCUUUGCCUUCUCCCGGCAUGCCCUGCUCUGCAGCAGGGAAUUCUGGGGUCUUGGUACGCUUCCUGUCCUCCUCUUUCCCAAAUCCUGAGCAGUGGGAGUGGGGUCGGUGGCUCCUCCAUAGGUUCUGGGUCUCCAGAGGUGUUAGGAGCUACCCCGAGCCCAUGUCCUGUCCAGACCCAGCUGGUGGAUGAGGUGUUGGCCCCCGUCCUCGUGCAGGUUUACAAGCUACAAAGGUACAAUGCCCUGGUCUCCCUGGGGGACUGGUGGGAAUUGCCCCCCCCCCCACUCCCCAUCUCCAAAAGCACAAGAUGGGGUCAGGCUGCCUCCAGAGUUGGGUGGAGGAAGAAGUAUCAGGCAGCCUGGGUGGGGGUGUAAAGGCUAAAAUAAAAAAACCCAAAAGUUUGACAAGUAAUGGCUGGUUGUGUC